Messenger RNA from Actinia tenebrosa (Australian red waratah sea anemone), 3407 nucleotides. RefSeq names its product putative N-acetylated-alpha-linked acidic dipeptidase. Gene Ontology annotation, molecular function: carboxypeptidase activity. The record is from RefSeq and is a predicted model, not a curated record. NCBI's taxonomy places the organism in Eukaryota, Metazoa, Cnidaria, Anthozoa, Actiniaria, Actiniidae.
UAUCAGCUUAAUCUUCGAGUUCUCUUAAAAAUGGAAUGCGAAAUUUCCGAUACACGAAUCCAGACCUUCCCUAAGAAAAGAAUUAUAUUCUGUGGUGUGUUUUUAGCAGUUGUAAUCUUUUUUAUCGGGUUUUUGAUUGGGUUUUUCGCCUUUAAACACGCCAACGAUCCUGACCUAGAAAAUGCAUCAAAGAAUCAACACAAAGCAGACUACGAAGAAUACCAUGAUAGAUUCCUGAAACAAGUUAGCGCGGAAAAUCUCGGUAAAAAUCUAAGGUUCUUCUCAUCACGCGUUCACUUGGCCGGCUCGACCCGACAGAAGGAACUAGCGGAAUAUCUGGCCAAGAAAUGGCGGGAAUAUGGACUGGAAGUCGAAAUGCCUGAGUAUGAAGUACUCCUAUCGAAACCACAGGCAGACCAACCCAAUAAGAUCACAAUAGAGAACAAUGGUACCGUUGAGUACACAAUAGAAGGAAAAAUAAAGCUCUUUCCAGACCCAAGGAAAAACGAUACAGUAGAUUUCUAUCCAUUUGUUGGUUAUUCUCCAAACAAGACAGUCGAAGGAGAUUUGGUGUACGUUAAUUAUGGAGGGGAGACCGACUAUGAAGAGCUCGAAAGGAGGAACAUUUCGGUUGAAGGCAAGAUUGUACUGGCAAGAGCACCAUCGAUCCGUCUUGCAUCAAAGAAAGGUGCCAUUGGAUUUAUAUCGUUUCCAAAUCCAAGUUAUUCUGCCCCUGAUGGUACCUCAGAAGACAAGACCUACCCUAACGGCAAAUGGCUGUCGAAAGAUGCUGUUCAACCAUGGUCUUCAUUCAGGGUCCCGUACAGUGGCGAGAAACUAACUCCUGGACUGCCGGCAACCAAGGGAAUCUUUAGAAAACCGUACAACGAGAGCCAAAUGCUCAAUAUACCAGCGCAGCCAAUAUCCUAUGGUCAAGCCAAAGAUCUUCUACGAAAAUUAAAAGGAGACGAAGCACCGUCCACAUGGCAAAUUCCUGGAUUCAAUAUGACUCUCAGAAUUGGACCAGGAUUUCAAACCUCUGGAUCAAAGGUCAAGCUACAGGUCAAUACCCAAGUAACAAUGACUCCUAUUUACAACGUGAUAGGCACCAUACGUGGAAGCGAGGAGCCAGACCGUUACGUUAUCGUCGGUAACCAUAGAGACUCUUGGGUGUUCGGGGCAGUCGAUGCUUUAAGUGGAACAACGACAACGAACGAAAUAGCUCAAGUACUUGGAAGUCUUAUAAAGUCGGGUUGGAGACCAAGAAGAACGAUAAAGAUUUGUAGCUGGGGAGGAGAGGAAUGGGGUCUUUUUGGCUCCGCUGAAUGGGUUGAAGAAAACUCUAAGAUUAUCCAAGAACGAACCAUAGCUUAUGUUAACCUCGAUAUCGCGGUCAGCGGUAAUUUCGUACUUCGAGCACGCGCAAGCCCCCUAUUCAAGAGUAUUACUCAUAAAUGGGCGAAAAGAAUCAAGGACCCUACUAAUCCUGAUACCACUAUGUUUGCCACGUGGCUGCAGAAAAAUCCUUCACAAUUCAUUCCCGGAGAUCCCCAGCUCUACAAUAACUUCCGGUCCAGUGAUUACGUCAUGUUUUACGAUUACCUCGGCAUUCCCUCCAGUGACUAUGGAUAUUGGUACGGCUACAAAAAUGAAUCGUAUAUGUACCCUGUAUAUCACACGACCGAGGAUACGUUUUACUGGAUGCAGAAAUUUGUCGAUCCAAGAUUUCAAGUCCACAAAGCGAUGGCCCAGUUCAGCGGAGGUUUGAUCCUUGAUUUGGCUGACUCUCCUUUGAUUCCCUACAAAGUUUAUGACUUCGCCAAGAUGUUGAAUAUCUGCUACAAUAUCCUUGAUCAAUCAAACUUGAUGGAAAGUCAUAAUAUACGAGAGGAGCAUAUGAAAUAUUUGCAAGACGCAGUUGAAAAGUUUGUUCAAAAUGCCAAGGCGUUUGAAGAAAAAAAAUCAAAGGCUUCCGGGUUCAAUUCCCUUCAACUACGCAUGAUCAAUGACCAAAUGGUCCAAGUAGAAAAGGCAUUCAUCGCCCCCGAAGGGUUGCUAGGGAAACCAUAUGAUCGUCACGUGGCCUUUAAUUUUGGUUUCAGAAAUAUCGAGGACGUGCAGGCUUCGUUUCCUGGUGUUACUCAUGCAGCUUACAAUGCGCUGGAGACAGGGGACUGGGACGAGGUUAGAAAGCAGAUCUCAUUGGUAAUACAUUCUGUACGGGUGGCUACGGGCAUCAUCGCUUAAACUUAAAUGAGGUUCAUUGAAACAUGUCAUAGACAAACGAUUCAUGCACAAGUGAGUGUAAUUUUUUUUCAAGAAACCUUGAAACAAAAACUUACUGAUUGAUUUCCAAAUCUAACUAAGUCAGAUGAAACUAAAAUGCUUUUCUUUUAAAUAGGAAACAAAACGGCAAAUUUGUUUUCAUUCUGUUAAAGUGCUGAUACACGGUGCAACAUUGCACGCAAUAUUGCACGCAACAAAUCUGAACCGGGGUGACACACGUUACAAUAAAAUCACGCAACAUCGCUUGUGUCAGCAACGCUUGUGAAGUUGAUGGGUUCGAAAUUUCAAAAUGUUGCACGCAAUGUUGCAGCCAUGUUCACAUGAUGAAAUUUGUUGUACGCAAUGUUGCAAAAGUAGAGAGCGAUUCAACUUCUCAUUUGUUGCAUGCAACGUUGCGUGCAACAAGUUUGGGGUAGACACACGCUGCAACAGUCCUGUUGCGUACAAUGUUGUAUGCAAUGUUGCACCGUGUGUCAGCACCUGUAGAGCUCGAUUCAACUCGGCAUCAUUAAGGCAUGGCUCUCAGAUGAAAAACUGUUUAGCUAUAUCAUAGCCAGUUUUCUACGAAUCUUCCGCAAACUAUAGCUAUAAUUCUUAUUUGCGUUACUAUUCCAUGCAUUUGGAAACUUAUUAAUGUUGAAGAGAAUAUAUUGGUCUCUGUCAAUUAAAAGUGGCACUUUUUAAAGUUAUUUUUAAACAAUGUUGACGUCAAUUGGAAAAUCACUGAAGAGAUAUCACUCAAGGAGAACCGUUCCUCUUCGUUACUUAAAAAUUCCUGUUUGUCCGUUCAACUUCCUGUAAAGAACCGAUUUCUAGCGUACUUUUAGCUCUUGUUCAUAUUUGGUUUUAUAUUUUAAAUAUAUAGUAGAUCCAGAUACCUAAACUGCCCUAUAGCUGAUGCCUAAAACAUUCAACUUGAACUGAAAAUACCAAGUAGAGAAGGGUCUCAGUGAGUGAACGAAUAUCCUAAUACCGUGUAGUUUAUUAACGGCGUAGGAUUAUCGACUUCAGAAAAUCUGAUUGCAUGUACUUGCGAGGAGACAGAGAAAAAAUUUCGUUGAACGGUAUACACACUUGGCAAUCCAGGCCGUUAAUUUCUCAGUAAAGAAUACGAAAUAUUA